CUCCUUGUCUUGCAACUCCACACUUGCUUGCCGAGCAAUUCUUCCCGCGCUCAGUGCCGUCAUAGCUCGCUUUGUCCUCGAGCGCCGCGCACUGCGCCUUGACAUUCUGCGACAAAGCGACCUGGGCGAUUGGAAUUGAGACAAGGAGGACCCGAGUUGGCAAACAGACAAAGGGAAAAAAAAAAAAAAGGCACAACAAUGGCUCCGGCACCGCCGCCGCUGCCGACGCGCUUUCCGUGCUGGGUGCGGGCGGUGUACUCGUGGGGAGGAGAGUCCAAACGGGACCUGGGAUUCAUCGAAGGCGACCUCAUCGAAUGUCUCAACGCAGGCGAUGGCUCGUGGUGGACCGGCAGGCUGUUCCGCGACCGGAGAGCAAUCGGCUUGUUUCCCUCCAACUUCGUCGAGGUGUUGCCCGACAACUUCCGUCCCACGACCAGGUCGGUCAGCCCCCUUCCGAGCAGCAACACGCCCAGCCCGAAGGGCACCCCGCAGAAGUCCAGAACCUUCCGCAAGCCGUUUGAGGCCUACGCCAAGGCGCCGCACUACACGACAGCCAAGACCCCGGAGACAUGGAAGGAGGGUGCGCUUCAGCCGCGCGAGACAGCCGGCGGGCCAUCGAGGGAAGGCGGAAUCCGGUCUCGCGAGCCUUCGGAGAACUCCAUCAAUACCACAAAGGUCCCUCCCAGCACCACUCUAGGGCGGGAUCCUUCUUCUGCAAGAGCUUCGACCUUCGUUUCAAGAGAUCAUUCACCCGGCCGAGCUCCAAGUUUCGUCGGGCGAGCACCCUCUCCCGCGGCACAGCAUUACAUCAGCCGCGACCCCUCUCCUGCCCCAGCGCCUAGUCAUAUCGGCCCGGAUCUGUCCCCUUCGCGAGCCCCUAGUUUCGGCUCCAGGGCUCCGUCACCCGCGCCGUCAUACAUCCCAUACCGGCCGCCGCAGUCCCGGCCACAUGCGUACCAUCUGAGUCUGGACAGGACGGACUCAUACGGACCAGCCUCACACCGGGAGGACUCCCCUCCUCCUCCUCCUCCGCCGCCGCAUCGCUCCAAGCUGCCUAGACACGGAGCUCACGCGUCGUACGACGAGGGCUAUUACGGAGGUUUGUCGAGAGAACCGUCCGCGAUAUCCAGAGAGCACUCCAAUGCCUCGUAUAAUUACAGGCCACGGCAAGAGCCCGACGCGUCAUAUGAGCCGCCAGGUUCGGGAUAUCACACUCCCAGGGUGCCCUCGCCGGGCCCCCCUUCCACGGGCGGGUUGACACCGUCUCCGUUGAGAGAGGCCAUGGACGACGUGAUGGAGCAGCUCGAUGCGCUAGGCGCCGGCAGGGAGGUGGAGUCUCCCGAGCCAGCGUUGGAUCCUUGGUCUCCAGCGUCGUUCGACGUGGUGCAUCAGCGUUCGAGGAAACAGCGAGACCAGCAGCUCCGCCCGCAAACUUCCAUGGGAAUACCCCAACAAGUCGAUGAAGGGUAUGAGACGUUCAGUGGGAGCGCGGAAUCCUCGCAAGAGCCGACGCAUCACGGCAGUUACCAAGAACAACAACCCUUUCCUCAGCUCAGCAACUAUGUCGAACGCAUGGAGUCGAGGCUCAGAACCAUGCACCAGCAGAACUCGAGCAUGCUUGAUGUGGCCGAAGCGCCGCAACCUCCUCCGAAGGGUGGCCACAUCUUCGAGAGACCGAAGUCCUCUAUGGACAUGCAUGCGCCUCCUGAUCAAAAGCUGCAAAAGAAGAAGUCGGCAUACGAGAUCAGCCGCCAGGUUCUGAACAGAACCUUCACCACCAAGACCAACUCCACAAACAGCUCGUCCGCGACACAGAGCACCGAUCGCAGCCUGAUGAGCGGCGUGUCGGCGGGAGGCAUCAGCGCCACAAGUGCCGGCAGCUUGGCGAGGAAGAACCGGAGUAGGGCUCAGAGUGCACUCGCCAUGCGGGAUCUCGAUCUCGACCGGCCAGGGACGCCCUUCACAGGCGUCACCUACCAUAGCAGUCAUGCGUCAGGCGAACAGCGGUCUAAGUCGCAGAUGGGCUUCCACGAAGAUGCCAUGCCCGCGCUGGGAGGCCUUGUGCAGCCUAAGCCCAAGAAGCAAAACUUCAUCAAGCGGAUUCUCGAGUCUGCGAAGACGGGCGUCGCCAGCACCAGAGGCAGCCUUGCCACUUCCAGCUCCAGCUUGGCGCAGCCCACCCCUUCGGGCCGAUUGACGCCCGCUCACAUGUCUUCGUCUGGUCCCCUCUUUGGAAAGGCCGGACGAGAUCCAGGGAGAGAGAUGGGGCCUGGGGGAGGUGUGGACUGGGUCCAGGUCCGGCGAGACGUGAACCGGUCCAACUCGCUGAGCGAGAACGAACUUGUAGAGCGGAAGGAGAGAUGCCAAAUGCUCGACUAUCCUGCCUUGAACCCCGUGGAUGAGCUGUACAACAGCAUCGACGGGGACGAGGGCGCCGACGGGAUGCCCGUGGCCGAGCCGAUCAACUAUAGCGCGAUCAACCUGAGCCAGGUCGACAAGAACACUCGCUUCUUGGCGAGCCUUCCUCCUACCACGACGCCAAUCACGCUGGCCACAACGUACGUCUGUCGGCCCUAUCGCAGCGACGUCCAGCGCCUCCGAUCCAUCUUCACGUGGGUGUCGGAAAAGAUCUGCUGGGAGGAGGACUUUGACGGCCCGAUCGACACACGGCGGGUUAUCCAGACCAAGCGAGCCUGCGCCGAGGAGUAUGCGACUCUGGUGCUGGAGAUGUGCGCUGCGGUGGGACUGACGUGCGAAAUCGUGCGCGGCUACCUCAAAUCUCCGGGGGAGAUUCCGGACGUCAGCAUCAUGCCCCGGUCCAACCACUGGUGGAACGCGGUGUUGGUCGACAACGAAUGGCGCAUGAUGGAUUGCUGCCUCGCCAGUCCGUCGAAUCCGCGGCGGAUUCAGUACUCGAGCUACAGCAGCUCAUCGGCCGAUCCGUGGUGGUUCCUGACGCGCCCCAGCGAAAUAUGCUGGACACACAUCCCCGAGCACCAUGCUCAGCAACACAUGUGCCCGCCGGUCGCGCACGAGAUCCUGCUCAACCUCCCCUGCGCCUGCCCGCCGUACUUCAAGAACGGGUUGCAGAUGAUCGACUACAACACGUCGCUCACCCGGAUCGAGGACCUCGAGAUGGUGCACAUCAGGUUCAGCGUGCCGCCGGACGUGGAGGUGGCGGCCGAAGUCGAGGUGCGUGCGUACUCUCGCGACGCGGACGGCGACUGCUUCGAGUCGGGCGACACGGUGAAGAAGCGCGCCCUUGCGCAGGCCGAGUGGUCCGGCGGCGUCAAGCGCUACACAGUCAAGGCGCUGCUGCCCGGCGACGAAGGCACCGGCGUGCUGAAGGUGUACGCCGGCAAGCGCGGCCUCAUGCACAGCAUCAAGGACAUACCGCACCCGCUCGCCUUCGCGCUGCCCAUCAUCCACACGGGCGAGAACCCGCCGUACGAGUUCGUCACGCGCCACCCCACCCCGCACGCCCAGCGCCACGACAUCUACGUCGUCCAGCCGCAGUGCCAGCGCCUCGCGCUCAACAACACCUUCGUCUUCGCCAUCCGCCAGCACCCCAGCUCGCCCGUCGGCGCCUCCGAGGCCGCCCUGACCCCGUCCUCCAACAACCCGCGCACCGCCAGCCCCAUCCCCUUCGCCCGCCCCGCCAGCGCCCUGAGCAUGACCAGCUCCAGCGCGGCCGGCUCCAACCCCAGCACGACCGCCUCGGCCGCCAGCGGCGGCGGGGGCAAUCCCUCCUCCUCCUCCUCCUCAUCAUCCAACAGAAAGCCAGCCAAGCUAGCCAUCCAGACGCCCGGCGGCAAGAUCCUGCGGCUGAUGCGCAAGGAGGAGCGGCGCGGCAUCGGCGGCGUGCUGGGCGCCGGCGGCGGAGGCGGCGGAGGCGGGAGGGGCCCCGCCGGCGCCGCGCUCGGCGAGGACGAGGCUGCGGCUGACGGCGGCGUGUGGGAGACCAUCAUCAAGUGCUCCGAGCGCGGCGUCUGGCGCGGCUUGGUCCUGGCCGAUCGCACCGCGCGGUGGUGCGUCUUUGCUGAGUGGGUUUGUGAGGGCUGAGCUGAUCAUCAGGCCGAGCUGAGCAGAGAUGGUG
This is a messenger RNA of Thermothielavioides terrestris NRRL 8126, 4096 nucleotides long. RefSeq lists its product as uncharacterized. The transcript is spliced from 2 exons. The record is from RefSeq and is a predicted model, not a curated record. NCBI's taxonomy places the organism in Eukaryota, Fungi, Ascomycota, Sordariomycetes, Sordariales, Chaetomiaceae. Bases 199 to 4062 code for a protein of 1287 amino acids. Gene Ontology annotation, molecular function: protein binding.